Messenger RNA from Larimichthys crocea (large yellow croaker), 1532 nucleotides. RefSeq names its product rho GTPase-activating protein 11B. Gene Ontology annotation, molecular function: GTPase activator activity. The coding region runs from base 128 to 1288 and encodes 386 amino acids. NCBI's taxonomy places the organism in Eukaryota, Metazoa, Chordata, Actinopteri, Sciaenidae. The record is from RefSeq and is a predicted model, not a curated record. Gene Ontology annotation, biological process: signal transduction. The transcript has 8 exons.
UUCCUUGUCACCUGUGGCACAGGUGAUAUGGAUGAGCAGUGAUUUCACAGAGUGAGUAGCAAAGAUUAUGGUGUCGCAGUGAAAGGCUGUUGAACUGUGUAGUUUUUGGACAUCUCUCAGUGAAAUCAUGAAGUUCACAGAUGGUAACGUGAUCCGGUUUCACCUUCAAAUCCUUUAUGGGAUAACUGUGAGGAGCUUUGAGAAGAAGAAGGAGAGGCUGUUCAUCGGUGGGGCAAAGAUCUUUGGUGUUCCUCUGGAGAACUUACCAAGGAGAUACAUCCCUGAGUUUGGACUGGUGCCCUGCUUUUUGGUCGAUGCUUGUUCAUUUCUUCUGGAGCGUGUCGGGACUGUAGGCCUGUUCAGAAAACCAGGCUCUCUUCCUCGCAUUAAGACCCUCAGGGCCAAGCUGAACCGUGGUGAGGGAUGUUUGUCCACAGCCUUACCCUACGACGUGGCAACUCUCAUCAAACAGUUUUGCAGGGAGCUUCCAGAGCCUUUGUUUCCCUCUGAGCUCCAUGCAGCACUGCUCAAGGCCCAGGCGAUGUCCAACCUGAAGGACAGGACUUCAGCCCUGCAGCUGCUGUCCUGUUUGCUACCUGCCAGAAACUCCUCCUGUCUGCAUUACCUGUUUGACUUCCUCUCCAAAGUCUCCCAAAGAUGUACUGAAAACUUGAUGACCACCUCCAACCUCGCUACAGUGUUCACUCCGUGUCUUUUACCGCCUCCUAACAAGGCAGAGAUGUCUGAAGCGCGACUUGAGCUCAGAGUUUUGGUCCUACGCACCUUCAUUGAAAAUCCUCACUUAUUCGGUGUGGUCCCUAAAGCUGUCAUGGACAGUAUGGAGUUCCUGAUGAAUUUCCACUUUAUGAAAGACACAAAGAGAGGACACAGGAAAAGACACAGCUUCAGAGUAAUGCAGUCUGUGAAGACGGUGCCCUGGAUUCAAGGGAGGCCAAAGGUCAGACCUCCAGCCCCCAAGGAGGAGCAAGGAUCCACCUCAGGAGGCAUAAAGACCCUCAGGAGAAGCCUUGGACUGGAGACUUUCCCCAACGUCCAGCUGUUUAGGACCUGUAUGCCUUGUGCAGACCAAGGAUCCAAACCUGCAAUGGCUUUGAUGGACAGCCCUCCAAAAGAGGCAUGCAAGACUCCGCAAGAGAGACUGAAAAGAGAUCUGCAUUUGGGUCAUUUCUCGAGGUUCACCCGAGGUCCACAUGAAGGCAGCUCUCCUGUGCUCACCGGUGUCGGGAAACUGCAGCUCACACCUUGGAGAAGACGUAUUUCACUAUAAUAUAUUAAAUAUUAAACUGUGACGUGGUUUAGUCCAUGUUACUGAAGCUUUUUUUUUAGGUUGUGAUCUGUGAUAGACCAGUUUGUAUUUCUAUGGUGGUUUGGUGUUUUAAUUCACGUUUUAACGCUCUACAUUUUUAAUGAAUUUAUGUAUUUGAUUAUUUAUUUCACAUCAAGACUGGUGUAUGGAAGUUCAACCGUACUUUUAUAUCAAGUGAAUAAAUGUUUUUUUUCUCAUAUCUACA